AUGUUUUUGGCUGAAAGAACUGGGAGUAUUAGUUUUGAGAAGUGGAACCACAAAUGCCUUCUUCCAGACCUCAGGAAAGAGCAAGUACUCAGCGAUACGCUGAUGAGCGAUUCAAGUAUAAGUGUACUACGGGUUAAAGUGGAACAGGGAUGGCUUCAUGGCACCACCGUAAAAAGUGCUGUCGGAGGAUCUUACAUCUCUUUCAAAGGAAUUCCAUUUGCAUCACCUCUGAUUGGGGAUCUGAGAUUUGCAGAUCCCCAACCUCCGCAACCCUGGACUGGUGUACGAGAUGCUUCAAAAGAAGGACCAAAGAGCCUCCAAGUUGACCCCACGACAUCAAAGAUUAUUGGCGAUGAAGAUUGUCUCUACCUAAACGUGGCGACCACAUCCUUGGAAGGGUCACGACCAGUGAUGGUUUGGAUUCACGGAGGGGCUUUUCUGUUUGGUGACAGUAGUACUGACUUGUUUGGUCCAGAUUACCUGAUGAAGACGGACAUUGUGUUCGUGUCGAUUGAAUACAGACUGGGUGUCCUCGGGUUUUUCUACCUCGACCAUGAGCUGGUACCUGGAAAUGCGGCUCUAAAAGAUCAACUGGCAGCAUUGAAAUGGGUGAAGGAGAAUAUCGCCCAGUUUGGUGGCGAUCCAAACAAUGUUACGCUUUUUGGAGAAAGUGCCGGUGCUGCAUCAGUGCAUUAUCAUACCUUGUCACCACUUUCUCAAGGUCUCUUUCACAAGGCCAUGAUGCAAAGUGGCAUGGCACUUUUGCCUUGUAUAGGCACGCCAGUGUCAGUCAAAAGUGCUCAUCGCUUUGUUGCUGUUCUUGGAAAAGAAACCACGGAACCACAUGAGAUUGUUGAAUACCUGCGCACCGUUCCAGCUGAAAAGCUCGUGCAAGCUCAAUCGCAACUUCAGACCGGUGAGGAGAAGUUCCAUUACACGACCCCAUUUCGACAGUGUGUCGAUGACAAGAGCAGAGAACCGUUCAUGCCGAAACCUCCCGAAGAACUUGCGGUAAAAGGUUUCAACGUACCCUUGAUGAUAGGAUACAACAGCCACGAGGGAAUCUUCUUCUUUUCGACGCCUUGCAACUGGAUACUAGAAGCAAUUGACAAGAAUUUCGAGAUUGCAGUGACUCCUGAUUUGAUAAUGGAAAAUCCAUCAAAAAUAUCCGGGGUGGCAAAGGAAUUAAGAAAGUUCUAUUUUAAAGAUAAACCAGUAACUCAAGAGACGAUCGAAGAGUUAGUCCAGUGCUAUGGUAACACGUACUUUUUUAAUGGGCUACAAAAAGUGGUUGAAUAUCAGCGUAAAAGGGACAUGCCGACCUACCUUUACAAGUUCUCUUUUGACAGUCCUGAGUCCUUGGGAAAAGUUGCGAGAAACGUGACGAUAAAAGGUGCAUCUCACGAGGAUGAAAUCCCAUAUAUAUUUUAUCCUGCGCGGUAUGCAGAUCUACUUAAAAUCGCACCAAACUCAACCAGGCAAACCGUAUCCCAACGAAUGGUCAAAAUGUGGACGGACUUUGCGAAGACUGGAAAUCCGACACCCGAGAUCAAUGAUUUGAUAACCGUCAAGUGGGAACCAGUGACGUCGGCAGCAAAAAAUUAUCUUCAAAUCGAUACGGAGCUCUGCGUUGGGGUGAAUCCAGAUGAGGACGUCGAGAUGCUGUUCAAGAGAAUCAGUGAAAUCGUAAAGAGUUAG
Molecule: messenger RNA, 1698 nt
Organism: Diprion similis
Lineage: Eukaryota; Metazoa; Arthropoda; Insecta; Hymenoptera; Diprionidae
Product: esterase FE4-like
Exons: 10
Coding region: 1-1698 (565 amino acids)
Molecular function (GO): hydrolase activity
Source: RefSeq, a predicted model, not a curated record